Cyclocybe aegerita is the source of this 1617-nucleotide messenger RNA. NCBI's taxonomy places the organism in Eukaryota, Fungi, Basidiomycota, Agaricomycetes, Agaricales, Hemipholiotaceae. The record is from the annotation of a GenBank genome assembly.
AUGGCAGACCCACUAGCCCUCGCUCCCCUCCUCCGCUGCCCCGUCUGCCACGACACCCAGCGCGCUCCGACCACCCUCCACUGCGGCCACUCCCUCUGCCACCACCACCUCGACGCCCCUUCCUCCUCCUGUCCCGUCGCUGCCUAUGUCACCCUCAACAAAGUCAUCGCCCUCAUAGACCGCACCACCGCCCGUCUCGACGAUUUGCAGACUCCGGACACGGAUGCACGCGAAGAUGACGACGACGACGACGAUCCCGUUCCGUCCACCUCCGCUCGCACGCUCGACCGUCGCAACUCCGGCCCUCGUCCCCGCAAGCGUCAUAAACACUCCCACAACUCCACAGACGAAGAUGACGACGAGCCAGACCUCCUCUCCCACCUCCGCUCAACCGCAGCACGCGACCGCCUCGUCCCCCGCGACAUCCCUCUCAUCCCCUCCCACCCUCCCACCCCACCACCCGCCUCGCGCGACACCGUUCUCGCAGAAUUUGACAAGAAGCUUCUCGACGAACUCACUUGUCACAUAUGCUACCUCCUCUUCUAUCAGCCCGUUACUACCCCCUGCCAGCACACCUACUGUGCCAAAUGCCUUCAACGCUCCCUCGACCACAGCACUACCUGUCCGAUAUGCAGACAAGACCUUCCGAGCUACUUCUUUCAGGACCAACCCGUCAACCGCACUAUUCUGGCUAUUAUUCUUAAAGCCUAUUCACUGCUCUACCAAGAGCGCGGAGCAGCCAUCGAGGAAGAAGAGCGCCACGCCCGACUCAACACUCCCAUCUUCGUCUCCCACCUAACCUUCCCCGGCAUGCCAACCUUCCUCCACUUCUUCGAGCCCAGAUACCGUCUCAUGCUCCGGCGGUGUCUCGAGACGUCCAACCCGCGCUUCGGCAUGAUCAUGACCUCAAAGGCCGGCUCGCCCAACACGGACUAUGGCACAAUUUUGGAGAUCCGCAGCGUGCAGAUGCUCCCGGACGGCCGGAGUAUGGUCGAGACGUGGGGUUCGACGCGCUUUCGCAUACUGGAGCGGGGUAGUUUGGACGGGUACAUGGUCGGGCGGAUCGAGAGCAUCUAUGACUAUCCCGACGACAUUAGUGAGACGCUCGUCUUGGAUGACGCGGACGAGGAAUCACCGGCGCCUAACCUCAGUCCGAGACAGGACCAGCCACUCCUGCGGCGUCUCACGUCAUCCUUGAGCGCUUCCUCCUCCUCCUCCUCCUCCACCCGUCCCCGCCAACCCACCAACGCCGAGCUCAUAUCCACCUGCCGCUCCUUCCUCGACCGCCUCCAACGCGGCGCCGCCCCUUGGGUCGUCCAGCGCCUCUCCACCACUUACGGCGCCAUGCCCUCCGACCCCGCCCUCUUCUCCUUCUGGGUCGCCCUCGUCCUCCCCAUCGAGGAGCAGGAAAAGGCAAAACUCCUCCCCAUCCGCUCCGCGCGCCUGCGCCUCAUGCUCGUCGUCCACUGGAUCGAGCAGCUCAAUGGAAACUGGUACGCAUGGCUCCGCUUUGUGCUCUUGGUGGGCUGGUGGGAUGGCGGAAGGGGCCCGCUGGUGCCGUGUCUCGUCUGGACGAUGGCGGUGCUGAUCGUUUUUCGUUUGAUUGGCUGGGUUUAG